UCUCUCAUUCUCUCCCUAUCUCUCCUACAUUCUCAAGGAAAAAAACGAAUCCACAAAAAUGGUGGCCAAGUUUAUCAAAAAAACCCCACCGAAAAUCUCCAAGAACCGCCAUCGCCGCCGCAAGAAGUCCCCCUCCAAGUCCGCCUCCGCUGCUAACUUCAUCUCUUCCAUUAACAAAUCUUUGUACUCAUGCAAGCGCCGUCUCGCCAAACUUUUCUCCAAAUUGGUGCGCAUGACCACUCCAACUCGCAAAAGCAAAGGCUACAAGAUAUUGAAAACAGAACAAAAAGAUCACCCUGAAUUUGAAGAUCAAGUUCUUGUUCCUAAAGUUCUUUUCUUUGGUAAGGAAAACGUUCUUCCUCCUCUCAUAUCCCCUGAGAAAAAAACCAUUUUUCUUGAUCUUGACGAGACGUUAAUCCAUUCAAAACCCGACCCUCCUCCGGAAAAAUUUGACUUCAUUGUUAGGCCAAGAAUUGAUGGAGAAAUCAUGAAUUUUUAUGUUGCAAAACGGCCCGGUGUUGAUGCUUUCUUGGAAUCAAUAAGUAAAAAGUACGAAUUGGUGGUGUUCACGGCGGGGUUAAAGGAGUAUGCGUCGUUGGUUCUUGAUAGGCUUGAUGAGAAGAGGGUGAUAUCGCAUCGGCUUUAUCGUGAUUCUUGCAAACAACAUGAUGGAAAGUUUGUAAAGGACUUGUCUGAGAUGGGGAGAGACUUGAAGAAGGUGGUGAUUGUUGAUGAUAAUCCAAAUGCCUAUAUUUUUCAUCCGCAAAAUGCGAUUCCGAUGAAACCCUUCACCGGCGACGCCAAUGAUAAGGAGUUGUGUAAGUUGGCCAAAUUUUUUGAGCGUUGUGAUUGUUUCGUUGAUAUGAGGGAUGCUGUGAAGGCAUUUCAUCCUUUCCAGAACAACUUCGAUGGUGAAAAAAGAAGAAAUGGUGGAUCCUAAUUUUUCUUGCGUGGAUCUUGAAACAAUUUGACGCUGACGGUGUAUCUAUCUCUAUUCCAAAUAUUUUGGCAGCCAACUCUAUUGCAGGAUAUAUUUAUUUAACUA
This is a messenger RNA of Pistacia vera, 1045 nucleotides long. Its product is annotated as CTD small phosphatase-like protein. Bases 59 to 940 code for a protein of 293 amino acids. Gene Ontology annotation, molecular function: phosphoprotein phosphatase activity. The record is from RefSeq and is a predicted model, not a curated record. The transcript has 2 exons. Lineage: Eukaryota; Viridiplantae; Streptophyta; Magnoliopsida; Sapindales; Anacardiaceae.